AUGGAGAAGUUGUACUUUGCGGGGAGCAGCGUAUGGACGAUCAACAGCUCUCUGGGGAACGGCAGCCUCCGCCUGGAGAACCAGAGCUCCGGGAGGAACAGCACCACGGACCCCCUGAAGAGGAACGAGGACAUGGCCAAGGUGGAGGUGACGGUCCUCUGCCUCAUCCUGUUCCUCGCCCUGACCGGCAACCUGUGCGUGCUGCUGGCCAUCCACACCACCCGGCAGAAGCACUCCCGCAUGUACUUCUUCAUGACCCACUUGAGCAUCGCUGACCUGGUCGUGGCCAUCUUCCAGGUGCUGCCCCAGCUCAUCUGGGACAUCACCUUCAGGUUUUAUGGGCCAGAUUUCCUUUGCCGGUUGAUCAAGUACUUGCAGGUAGUGGGGAUGUUUGCUUCCACCUACAUGCUCUUGCUGAUGUCCCUGGACCGGUGCUUGGCCAUCUGUCAGCCGCUGAGGUCUCUGCACAGGAGAGCGGACCGGGUCUCUGUCCUCCUCACCUGGCUGCUGUGCCUGCUGGUCAGCAUCCCUCAGAUCCACAUAUUUUCUCUGAGGGAUGUAGGGAAUGGGGUUUACGACUGUUGGGCAGAUUUCAUCCAGCCCUGGGGACCCAAAGCCUAUGUCACCUGGAUAACCCUCAUGGUCUACAUCAUCCCUGUGUUGAUGCUGAGCAUCUGCUAUGGCUUAAUCAGCUUCAAAAUCUGGCAGAAUGUGAAGCUUAAGACGGCUCACGGGCCCAACGUGGGUCUGAGCUCCAGCUCCCACAACAGGAUGGCGUUUGCCAGGGUCAGCAGCACCAGGCUCAUCUCCAAAGCCAAGAUCCGGACAGUCAAAAUGACCUUCAUCAUAGUGUUAGCUUUCAUAGUGUGCUGGACUCCCUUUUUCUUUGUGCAGAUGUGGUCUGUGUGGGACACAAAUGCUCCGCAGGAAGCCUCCCCCUUCAUCAUCGCCAUGCUCCUGGCCAGCCUCAACAGCUGCUGCAACCCCUGGAUCUACAUGCUGUACACGGGGCACCUCUUCCACGACCUGAUGCGGCGCUUCCUCUGCUGCUCCACGCGCUACCUGAAGUCGCGGCCGGCGUGCGACCUGAGCGUCAGCAAGAAGAGCAACUCCUCCUCCUUCGUUCUCAGCUGCAAGAGCACGAGCCAGAGGAGCUUCACGUAG
Molecule: messenger RNA, 1164 nt
Organism: Nipponia nippon (crested ibis)
Lineage: Eukaryota; Metazoa; Chordata; Aves; Pelecaniformes; Threskiornithidae
Gene: OXTR
Product: oxytocin receptor
Biological process (GO): female pregnancy; cellular response to hormone stimulus; G protein-coupled receptor signaling pathway
Cellular component (GO): plasma membrane
Molecular function (GO): oxytocin receptor activity; peptide binding; vasopressin receptor activity
Source: RefSeq, a predicted model, not a curated record